Messenger RNA from Plenodomus lingam JN3, 315 nucleotides. The record is from RefSeq and is a predicted model, not a curated record. Lineage: Eukaryota; Fungi; Ascomycota; Dothideomycetes; Pleosporales; Leptosphaeriaceae.
AUGCUCGCUGGCACAUCUCAAACAUGGUGUACUUGCGACGGCACCAAUCUCGGAGGUUUCGUACAGCACACUGAACCAUUCAACCAGCCAGCCGAAGUGUCGCCCUGCUUUCUUGCUCCAGCAUCACGGGUCAAGAACAUCUGGCAUACUGACGACCUCAUCUCAACGGCCUUGCCAUCUGGGCACAAGGAACCCCACCCACCUCCCCCCACACAAAUCAGCACGCGCCUAUCUCUCCCGCCUCAAGUCCACCGCAUUGUCGGUGUGCAGAUUCUUGUGGCGUCUCCAAGCCUUGGGGAGAUGCAGGUGUCCUAG